Messenger RNA from Aspergillus versicolor CBS 583.65, 1193 nucleotides. Its product is annotated as H(+)-transporting V1 sector ATPase subunit E. The coding region runs from base 187 to 882 and encodes 231 amino acids. Gene Ontology annotation, cellular component: proton-transporting two-sector ATPase complex, catalytic domain. The record is from RefSeq and is a predicted model, not a curated record. Lineage: Eukaryota; Fungi; Ascomycota; Eurotiomycetes; Eurotiales; Aspergillaceae. Gene Ontology annotation, molecular function: proton-transporting ATPase activity, rotational mechanism. The transcript is spliced from 4 exons. Gene Ontology annotation, biological process: proton transmembrane transport.
GCAAUGAGCAUCCGUCCCCGACUGCACGCCGUUCCCUCCCAUCGUUCCGCCCAUCCCCUCUCACAACACUGGGGAAUAAUACCAUAGACGUGAACUAGACCAAGCUCAACCCGCGCCCAGCUCCCCUUCCUUGUCCUCCAACAUCGUCGAUCCCAGCUCUGGACGCAAUCUACAAUAUCAGGCAAAAUGUCGCAAAGUCAUGCUCUCUCGGAUGAUCAGGUGGCGGGCGAGCUCCGCAAGAUGACUGCCUUCAUCCGGCAGGAAGCUCUCGAGAAAGGUCGCGAGAUCCAAUUAAAGGCCGACGAGGAAUUUGCCAUUGAGAAGUCCAAGCUCGUCCGCCAGGAAACCGCCGCAAUCGACACCCAGUACGAGAAGAAGUUCAAGCAGGCUGCCAUGUCCCAACAGAUCACCCGCUCCACCCUCGCCAACCGUACUCGUCUUCGUGUCCUCUCCUCUCGCCAGGAUCUCCUGGACGAUCUAUUCCAGAAAGCCCGUGGCGAAAUUUCGAACAUCGCCGGCAAAGACGCCAAGAAGUACCAAGCUGUGUUGCAGGCGCUGAUUCUGGAAGGCCUUUAUGCUCUGAACGAGGUGAACGUGGAUGUCCGUGGGCGGAAGAAAGAUAAGGAUGCUAUUAACAAGGCUAUCAGUGAGGCGGAGAAGGAGUUCAAGGAAACGGUUGGUAAAGAAGUUAAGGUCAACUUGAACGAGGAUGAGUCGCUGCCAGACGACAACGCUGGCGGAGUGGUAGUUGUUGGUGGCCAAGGCAAGAUCGAAAUCAAUAACACUUUCGAGGAACGACUGCGGCUACUCGAAAUCGACGCUCUCCCUGUCGUGAGGGAGACGCUUUUUGGUAAGAACGUCAACCGGCGGUUCCAUGAUUAGAACACCAGCAUAUGUCGUUCUAGUUUCGAAUUCGCAACCAGCGUGCCUCUUCUCAGUUUCAGCCUUGUAACUAUGUAACUUUCCAUUUUAUCUAUAACUUCCUUGACUAUUUAUUUCUGGGAGAUUAGCAUACCCUAUAUACAGUGGUGAUUUCUCCUAAAAUACUCUAUGCGAAGCCUUUGCUGCGAGUCAAGCCUGUUGCAUCGUAAUGGUAUAUAUAUAUAUAUAUAUGCCCUCAAAGACGUGGAGCAAAUCUAUGAGAAAUAUUCUCUAACAUCACCUACACUAUUAAGUGGAAGAUUAGGAGUUCU